UGCUUAGAACUCAUCCAACUUGUUCUGUGAAUAUCUUCACGCUUGUUUAACUAUUCCAAUAGAUCUUUGAGUACACGGUACUAUGGAUAAAUCUAACUAUUGGCAUGGUUAGAGACGAAUGGGGUUACAACACUAUAGUUUUUCGGUAAAAUUUGACUCGAUUGAGCUACAAUAACUCACAUUCUCUAAAUAUAUUAUUAUCGCAUACCUAAUAGAAAUCACAAAUCAUUUGGUCUACCACCUCCACAUUAAUUUAUGUGGAAUCCAAGCGUUAGUUAUAGAAACGGCGGGGCCACGUGCAAAAUAGAAUAUGAUGCCAAGGUUCAGAGGUAGUAGAUAUUGAAGCAUUGGCAUAGUCGUAUAGCUCGUGAAUCGUAAUCUAAGCAGAACCGCUCGCUUUCACCAAAGGACAAAACUCAUCUCUCUUCACUGGUUUGGUUCCUACAAAUAUCAAAACCGGAAAACACACAAAACUCAAAAAGAUACCCCGAAUAAACCAAAUAUACCCCUCUCUCUGUUUCUCUCUUCCCUCGUAAACAUCGCUGUCUCCGAGAUGGCCUCUCUCUCAACCCUCUACUCUUCUUCUCCUUCUCUCAAACAGUCCACCGUUAAAGCAUUCACGUCUCCUCCGACGACCAGAGGAGACUCCUUCUCUUUCCCGCACACCUCCAAACCAACAACACACCUACCGUUGACUCUCUCCGCGUCACGCUCCCACACUUCUCACUCUGAUGCCGCCUCCGCCGCAGCCAAGAAGGAGCUUAUCAAAGACCCCGAUGCGCUCUGGAAACGCUACCUCGACUGGCUAUACCAGCAGAAGGACAUUGGACUGUACCUCGAUGUCAGCCGCGUCGGGUUCACUGACGAGUUCGUGGUCGAUAUGGAGGAGAGAUUCAAAUCUGCGUUUAAGGCUAUGGAGGAGCUUGAGAAAGGGUCUAUAGCGAAUCCGGAUGAAGGGAGGAUGGUUGGUCAUUACUGGCUUAGGAACUCUAGUCUCGCUCCUAGGCCGGCUUUAAAGACGUUGAUCGAGAACACUCUUGAUUCGAUCUGUAGUUUCGCUGAUGACAUAGUCUCUGGCAAGAUAAAGCCACCAUCUUCUCCUGCGGGUCGUUUUACUCAGAUACUCUCUGUAGGCAUUGGAGGCUCUGCUCUUGGGCCUCAGUUUGUUGCUGAAGCUUUAGCUCCUGAUAAUCCUCCGUUGAAGAUAAGGUUUAUUGACAACACCGACCCUGCGGGAAUAGAUCAUCAGAUCGCACAACUUGGGCCGGAGCUUGCCUCAACUUUAGUAAUUGUCAUCUCAAAGAGUGGAGGUACUCCUGAAACUAGGAAUGGACUAUUGGAAGUACAGAAAGCAUUUCGUGACGCUGGUCUGAACUUCGCAAAACAGGGUGUUGCAAUAACACAAGAGAACUCGUUGCUGGAUAACACGGCGAGAAUUGAAGGUUGGUUAGCUAGAUUUCCUAUGUACGACUGGGUGGGUGGAAGAACAUCAGUAAUGUCUGCGGUUGGUCUGCUUCCAGCAGCACUACAGGGGAUUGAUAUUAGAGAGAUGCUUGCUGGUGCUGCUAUAAUGGAUGAGGCUACUAGGACAAAUUCUCUCAAGAAUAACCCUGCAGCGCUUUUAGCAAUGUGUUGGUACUGGGCUUCUGACGGUGUUGGUUCCAAGGAUAUGGUUAUCCUUCCUUACAAGGAUAGUUUAUUACUAUUUAGCCGGUAUCUGCAGCAGCUGGUCAUGGAAUCACUAGGAAAGGAGUUUGAUCUUGACGGUAACACUGUUAAUCAAGGGUUAACUGUAUAUGGAAACAAAGGCAGCACUGAUCAGCACGCCUACAUUCAACAGCUGAGAGAGGGUGUGCACAAUUUCUUUGCAACCUUUAUAGAAGUGCUACGUGACAGACCCCCAGGUCAUGAUUGGGAUCUUGAGCCAGGUGUCACUUGUGGAGACUACCUCUUUGGGAUGCUACAGGGAACUAGAUCUGCUUUAUAUGCAAACGGUAGAGAGUCCAUUAGUGUUACUAUCGAGGAAGUGACACCAAGAUCUGUUGGGGCUCUUAUAGCUCUUUACGAAAGAGCAGUCGGGUUAUAUGCCUCACUUGUGAACAUUAAUGCUUACCACCAACCCGGUGUGGAAGCCGGUAAAAAGGCAGCAGCAGAAGUACUGGCCUUGCAAAAGCGUGUGUUGUCAGUUCUUAAUGAAGCCAGCUGUAAAGAUCCAGUAGAGCCAUUGACACUGGACGAGAUAGCUGAUCGUUGCCAUGCUCCUGAGGAAAUCGAGAUGAUAUACAAGAUCAUAGCGCACAUGUCUGCAAAUGAUAGAGUUCUAAUAGCUGAAGGAAGCUGCGGAUCGCCAAGGAGUGUCAAAGUGUUCCUGGGCGAGUGCAAUGUGGAUGACAUGUACGCAUAGUGAAACCCAACAACACUAUGAUCGAAACUCAAUUGAGUCACAUUCUCGGUUUUCUUUAUUUUAUUUCUGCCAUGACUAUGGUUUUGAAAAGGAAAAAAAAAAGAAUGCAAUAAAGAGCAGGAAACAGUUGUGCACUUGUUUGAAAUAAAGUUUCUUUCAGAAAGUGAAAAGUGUGUUGUUGUAAUGAAAACAUUGGAGGAUUUCAUCAACCAAUCAGGUUAAGAUGUUA
Molecule: messenger RNA, 2633 nt
Organism: Brassica rapa (field mustard)
Lineage: Eukaryota; Viridiplantae; Streptophyta; Magnoliopsida; Brassicales; Brassicaceae
Product: glucose-6-phosphate isomerase 1, chloroplastic
Biological process (GO): glycolytic process; glucose 6-phosphate metabolic process; gluconeogenesis
Cellular component (GO): cytosol
Molecular function (GO): glucose-6-phosphate isomerase activity; monosaccharide binding; carbohydrate derivative binding
Source: RefSeq, a predicted model, not a curated record